Electrophorus electricus (electric eel) is the source of this 1951-nucleotide messenger RNA. RefSeq names its product proliferation-associated 2G4, b (gene pa2g4b). Lineage: Eukaryota; Metazoa; Chordata; Actinopteri; Gymnotiformes; Gymnotidae. The record is from RefSeq and is a predicted model, not a curated record.
AUGUCAGGAGACGACGAUCAGCAGGAGCAGACUAUUGCUGACGACUUGGUCGUCACCAAAUAUAAAAUGGGUGCUGAUAUAGCAAAUCAGGCUUUGCGGGCAGUGGCGGAGGCAGCGAAGCCCGGCGUUUCCGUGCUUGACUUGUGCGAUAAAGGGGACGCCUUCAUUGCCGCCGAGACCAGCAAAGUGUUCAAAAAGGAGAAGGAAAUAAAGAAAGGGAUCGCCUUCCCCACAUGCGUGUCCGUCAACAACUGUGUGUGUCACUUCUCACCUCUGAAGAGUGACCCUGACUAUACGCUACAAGACGGCGACUUAGUUAAAAUUGAUCUUGGAGUUCAUGUGGAUGGCUUCAUCUCCAAUGUAGCACACAGUCUUGUGGUUGGUGCUACCAAGGACACUCCAGUAACUGGGAGGACAGCCGAUGUGAUCAAAGCAGCUCAUCUCUGUGCUGAAGCAGCUCUGAGGCUGGUUAAGCCUGGGAAUCAGAACACGCAGGUCACAGAAGCUUGGGACAAGAUUGCUCAGUCCUUCAAAUGCAUGGCCAUCGAAGGUAUGCUGUCCCAUCAGCUGAAGCAGCAUGUCAUUGACGGAGAGAAGACCAUUAUCCAGAACCCCACGGACCAGCAGAGGAAGGACCACGAGAAGGCUGAGUUUGACGUGCACGAGGUGUAUGCUGUGGAUGUGCUGAUCAGCACAGGCGAGGGAAAAGCUAAAGACUCAGGCCAGAGGACCACUGUCUACAAGCGAGACCCGAGCAAGCAGUAUGGGCUAAAGAUGAAAACUUCAAGAAUAUUUUUUAGUGAGGUAGAGAGACGCUUUGAUGCCAUGCCCUUCACCCUCAGGGCAUUUGAGGAUGAGAGCAAGGCUCGUAUGGGCGUAGUUGAGUGUGCCAAGCACGAGCUGCUGCAGCCCUUCAACGUGCUGCACGAGAAGGAAGGCGAGUAUGUUGCGCAGUUUAAAUUCACCGUGCUGCUCAUGGCCAAUGGGCCCCUGCGGAUCACUGGAGGAUCCUUCGAGCCGGACCUCUACAAGUCCGAGUACGAGGUGCAGGACCCCGAGCUGAAGGCCUUGUUGCAAAGCUCUGCCAGCCGGAAAGCACAAAAGAAAAAGAAAAAGAAGGCAACGAAGACGGUAGAAAAUGCAACAGGACAGCCGAUGGAGGUGGAGAACGAGACUGCCAAGUAGAUCCUCCCCUGCCCCCUUUCAUCAGCUAUACUGACCGACAAGAGAGAUGUCCUCCAAAUGACCCAAAGUACAGAACCUUCAAAGCGAGUCCCGCCAUGCCCCACUGAGAAGCCUUCCAGCCUAGCCUUCUGUCUGUCUACAUGCCUCCGAGUUAGCUACGAAAGACUGCUCUGGGCUACAUGUCAUCCAUGCAAGCCCAAACGGCAUGCGGUCUGAACGUCCUUGUGAUGGGCUAGUGGUAGUUGCAGGUGAACAGGCGCUAGAUACAACCUAACUGCCUGUGUUUACAGGAGGCAUGUGUUUGGGGGUUGGGGGGUGGGGUGGGGGGUUUGCCCCUCUCUUUUUACAAACUGUCACUGUAAAACCAAUCACAGAAAAUAAAAGCAAAGUGGCAGCACCGUUGAAGUAUCGUCACUGCAGUGUGCCAAUGAUUAUUUUAUACCUGAGACUCCGGUUUGGAAUAUUCCGAUUUCCUUUUGUGAUGAGUUGAUGUUAUAGUUUGGAUUUAGAUGUUCGAAUGCUCCAACUUUGGUAUGAGCUUUGCAGCAAUGUGCAACAACAGUGGAUAUGUUCACUAUAUUGUGAUGUAGUCUGGUGUUGCUACUGUCGGUUGGAACUCACUAGUCAUUUUAAUUUUCCCUGUCAAUAGAGUACGGCACUUGGCAGUUGUUUUAGUUUCAGUUGAGCUGUGUCUGAGCCUGACAGCAAAAAUGAUCAUGCCAUUUUCCUAUAAUUGUCAAAAGAAUAAAUGAAAUUGGCCAAUUUA